ACCCGCAGCUCUGCGCUGAGGUAAAAUGGCGUCUCCGCUGUGGUGUCGGUUUGCGAGACUGUCUCGUAAUAUCGGUGUGUUUCCGCGGACAGCGGUGUGUGAGAGCUCGGGAACGGGGCGGACACAGUGCCGGACCGCUGUGUGCACCUCCAGCGGCGCCAUUCUGCCCAAACCCAAGAAGACGGCAUUUGGCAUGUUAAGGAUCUCUGUGGUGGUGAUCCCCUUCCUGUACAUCGGUACUCUGAUCAGUAAAAACUUUGCUGCUCUGCUGGAGGAGCACGACAUCUUCGUCCCUGAGGAUGAUGAUGAUGAUGAUUAAACACACACACAGAUGUGUAAGUCUGCGUACUCUUCCUGGACGUCGGAGAACAUUUCAGAUCCCAUGGCAUGUCCGGUUCAUCUCUAACACUGUAGUGUGUGUGUGUGUGUGUGUGUGUGUGUGUGUGUGUGUGUGUUUGUGUUUACAGAGCUGUGUGUGAAACCUGAACAGCUCCUCCUGCAUGCACUGUAUAAAUAAUAAUAAACCAAAACACUGGAGGAAACCCGA
This is a messenger RNA of Ictalurus punctatus (channel catfish), 547 nucleotides long. It is a transcript of the gene smdt1b, whose product is annotated as single-pass membrane protein with aspartate-rich tail 1b. Gene Ontology annotation, biological process: calcium import into the mitochondrion; mitochondrial calcium ion homeostasis. Lineage: Eukaryota; Metazoa; Chordata; Actinopteri; Siluriformes; Ictaluridae. Gene Ontology annotation, cellular component: mitochondrial inner membrane; uniplex complex. The coding region runs from base 26 to 319 and encodes 97 amino acids. The record is from RefSeq and is a predicted model, not a curated record. The transcript has 3 exons.